Drosophila nasuta is the source of this 2568-nucleotide messenger RNA. RefSeq names its product Rabphilin (gene Rph). Gene Ontology annotation, cellular component: synapse; membrane. Gene Ontology annotation, molecular function: small GTPase binding. Lineage: Eukaryota; Metazoa; Arthropoda; Insecta; Diptera; Drosophilidae. The record is from RefSeq and is a predicted model, not a curated record. Gene Ontology annotation, biological process: regulation of calcium ion-dependent exocytosis; spontaneous neurotransmitter secretion; intracellular protein transport. The coding region runs from base 305 to 2278 and encodes 657 amino acids. The transcript is spliced from 4 exons.
GUGGCUGCAACAGUACAAAUUGAAUAGAGAUAGACGCUCACCAAUUGCGUGCGCAUUUAGACGUGUGUGGCUAUUUUUUUUUUCGUCUCAUUUUGUUGUUGUUUGCCUCUUGUGUUGUAUGCCGCAAAACAACAGUUGAAAUCAACAAUAACAAGACGAGAGUGCGCCUUAUUUGCACGCGUGUUUUUUGUGUGUGCGCGUGUGUUUGUUUUAACACUACUGGUUGGUUUUUUGGUUUUAAUUGAAUGCGGGAAACAACACAACACGAAGAGAAAUGUUGAGUGAGCGACAAUAAUGUGAGAAGAUGGAUUUCGCGAAUCGCAAUAAUACGGCCAACAAGUUUGUCUGCCCCAGCGACAGGCAGCUGGCCUUGCGUGCCAAAUUGAAAGCCGGCUGGAGCAGUUCAAAGACCAAUGAACCGCUGCGCCCCGAGGAACAAGAGGCCAUCAUAUCGGUGAUCCGGCGCAACGAGGAGAUCGAGACAGCGGAGCGACAACGCGUUGGCCGCCUCGUCGAGCGUGUCGAGAAGAUCAAGCUGCAUGCGGUCGAGCGGGGUCCAAACUGUUGUCGGCUAUGUGGCGACACCUUCGGACUGUUGCGGCCGCAGCGCAUCAUCUGCGAGGACUGCCGCAAAUCGGUGUGCACCAAGUGCAGCGUGGACAUCAACAUCAGGUACAACAAUAGCGAACGGACGCGCGAGAUUUGGCUGUGUCGCAUCUGCAGCGAGACGCGCGAGAUGUGGAAGAAGUCGGGCGCGUGGUUCUUCAAGGGUCUGCCCAACUACGAUAUGCCGCGCAGUGCCAGUGCCACGCCCAUGGCCACACCCACAGGCGGAGGGCGGGCGGUGCAGAGUUGCCACGGGACGCCGACGCGUGGCGCACGCAUCAAGAAGCUAACGAUCAGGGUCAACGACAGCAGCAGCAGCAGCAGCAACGCCAGCGGGCAGUCCGAGGGCGAGGAUGAGCUGGACGGCGCCUCCUCCGCCAAGGGAAACACCAGCAGGGAAACUGCAGCUGCAGUUGCAUCUGCGGCGGCAGCAUCGCGACUCCAGCGUGAUGAGAGCUUUCGAUUGCGCGCCUACGGCUCCAUUCGCAGUUUCAUCGAUGGCGGCGAACGCAAACUCUCGAACUCCUUCUUCUUUGGCCGCCAACAGGGUCAGGGACCGGGUCAGGGUCAGGGUCAGGGCCAGGGGCAUCUGCUGGCUGGCCAGGAUUACGACAAUGUGAGCAUGUCGAAUGUGUCGACGGUCGCGCAAUUGCGUCGUGAGAGCAGCUUCCUGCGACGCAGCUCGGUCAGCUCGUCGUGGUCCUUUAGCGACAGCUCCGGCUCUGGCAACUCGGCCACCCAAUCCCAGCAACAACAGUGCCCAACGUCACAACAUCCGCAUCAACAGCAGCAGCAGCAUUGUCGCGACCCUUUGCUCGGCUGGCUGGAGAUUGCCAUCAGCUAUCGGGAGAGCUUCCACAGUCUGGACUGCACCAUGGUGCGUGCUCGAGAUUUGCCCGCCAUGGAUGCCGCCGGCUUGGCUGAUCCCUACUGCAAGCUGAACAUCAUUACGCCGGAGGCUCACACCAAAUACACACGCUGGCAACGCACUAAAACUGUGCACAAGACCCGCAAUCCGGACUUCAAUGAGACCCUCCAGUUUGUUGGUGUUGAGCCCGAGGAGCUCGGCAAUUCCCUUCUCUAUGUGGCGCUCUUUGACGAUGACAAAUAUGGUCACGAUUUUCUUGGCGCUGCCAAGGUUUGUCUCUCCACGGUGCACAGCACAUCGCAGUAUCGAAUAUCGGUGCCGCUGGGCGUGGAGGAUCAAUAUAGCAAUGAGGCGGAGAUGUCGCAGAGUUGGCCCAAUGGCAAGAUGCUCAUCUCGCUGUGCUACAACACGAAACGCCGAGCGCUGGUCGUGAACGUUAAGCAGUGCAUCAAUCUGCUGGCCAUGGACAACAAUGGUAGCUCGGAUCCUUUUGUCAAGCUACAACUGAAACCGGAUGCGCACAAGAAUAAGAAGCACAAGACGAGCGUUAAGUGGCGCACACUGAAUCCCAUAUACAACGAGGAGUUCUAUUUCGAGGCCAGUCCCCACGAUCUCAACAAGGAGAUGCUCAUUCUGACCGUGUGGGACAAGGACUUGGGCAAAAGCAACGACUUCCUGGGCAGCCUGCAGCUGGGCGCACAAAGCAAAGGCGAUCGGCUGCAGCAGUGGCUCGACUGUAUCCGUCUACCCGACCACUUCCAUGAGAAAUGGCAUUGUCUCGCUCCAGACAAUCCAACCCAUUGAAUUGCUUUACUCCCAACUCCCAACUCCCGACCCCCGAUUCUGCCUCCAGUCCCCCUACCGAAAUAUUUACAUAUAGUAUAUAAAUAUACCGUAAACAUAUAUAUUUUUGAUAUGCCUGCCUGCAUGCAAGUGUGCGUGUGUGUGUGUGUAUGUGUGCGCAUGGGUGUGUAGUGUAGUGUAGUGUGUGUGUGUGUUUGCGAGUGUUGCACUCGAGUCGAGAUCGCUUUGCAUAUCAUUUUGCUCAACCUAACCUCAAAUUUGUCAAGGCUUCACGUUUGCGCUUCUUCUUG